AUGAGACUACCAUCCCUAUUGCAGACUAGUCGCCAAUAUUGCUCCAAUAAACUCCUCUCUCUCCCAAAACUGGCUUCCCCUGCCUCCCUGCCCCACGCGGCCUGCUCCACUAUCGCCACUAAUCGCCGGCACUGCCGCUACCACCACUACUACCACUAUCACCAUCACCACCACUACCACCGGAAGAUUGUGGUGAUAAUGGGCGCAACUGGGUCCGGUAAAUCCCGGCUCUCAAUCGACCUCGCGACCCGGUUCUUCCCCUCAGAGAUCAUCAACUCCGACAAAAUCCAGGUUUACCGUGGUCUCAACAUCACCACCAACAAGAUCCCAAUGCCCGACCGCCGCGGCGUUCCCCACCACCUCCUUGGUGAGGUCGACCCCUCUAUCCACCCGGAGUUCACACCUCUUCACUACCGGUCCGCCGCCGCCGAUGCCAUAUCCGGCGUCGCCAGCCGGCGGAAGCUCCCCCUUCUCGUCGGCGGGUCGAACUCUUUCAUCUACAGCCUACUAGCCAAACGGUUCGACCCGGAGUCGGAUGUCUUCCGGCCGUCGAAACCCGACCCGGUUUUCCCGGAGCUGAGGUACAACUGCUGCUUCCUCUGGGUCGACGUUGCCAUGCCCGUUCUGAAUCAGUAUUUGGAUAAACGGGUUGAUGACAUGCUGGAGCUGGGCAUGGUGGAAGAGCUAGCAGAAUAUUUUGCCUUGGAGGGGUUCCGCGAGUCGGACUCCACGGGUCGGGCUGGGUUGAGGAAGGCAAUCGGCGUUCCAGAGUUCGAGCCUUAUUUCAGGCGGUUCGGUAGCACGAUGCGGACGGAGGGGAAUAACUGGAGGCGGGAUCCGGUAGGGGGCAGUGUAUACGAGGAGGCAAUAAGGGCGAUAAAGGAGAACACGUGUGAGCUGGCGAAGAGGCAGGUAGGAAAGAUCGAACGGCUUAGGAGUGGUGGAUGGGAUAUGAGGCGAGUGGACGCCACGGAUGCUUUCAGGGCAGCGAUGGGCUUGGACGGCUCAGAUUCGGCUAGAGCGUCAGAUAUUUGGGAAAGGAUAGUGGUGGAACCAAGCGUGAAGGGCGUGAGGCGCUUCUUGGAGGAGUAG
This is a messenger RNA of Thlaspi arvense, 1092 nucleotides long. Lineage: Eukaryota; Viridiplantae; Streptophyta; Magnoliopsida; Brassicales; Brassicaceae. The record is from the annotation of a GenBank genome assembly.